Molecule: messenger RNA, 2334 nt
Organism: Coprinopsis cinerea okayama7#130
Lineage: Eukaryota; Fungi; Basidiomycota; Agaricomycetes; Agaricales; Psathyrellaceae
Exons: 14
Coding region: 1-2334 (777 amino acids)
Biological process (GO): proteolysis
Molecular function (GO): serine-type peptidase activity
Source: RefSeq, a predicted model, not a curated record
AUGGCGCCUGUAUGGACUAGACUUGCAACUGCGUUGCUGCUUAUACCCUUUGCUCUAUGCGAGCCGAUACCACGAUCGCGUCUCCCGACACCGGAACCACUGGAUCCCUGCGCAGCGAUAGCAGGUCAGAAAUGGGUCUUGCCUAGUGAAGCAAGAGCAUGUAUCCGCUCGUUCCCAUUGUCUCCCGAGGUUAAAGCAAACGUGAUAGAAGUGGUCAACAAGACCCUUGCAUUCCACACCUCGGUGAACUACCAAGUCCAGGCUCCUCCACCAUACCACAAUGACGUGCACGAGGACUUGCAUGGAGACCUGGACAGGAUAUCCCAGACUGAGUACGACUCGGAGUUUGACUUUCACUUGGACGUGUAUAGAGCGUUUAAACGUGUUAACGAUGGGCAUUGUGGGGUCUACAAUCGGUGCUUUGACUCUUUAUACGUGACAUACCUUCCCCUCCCCCUGUCUCUGUUGACAGAAGAAGACGGGAGACAGAAUGUCUAUAUCUCACCCGAAGCGUUCGCCCUCGCUUCCGCCGAGUUCAAGGAUUCGAUCGAGUUUUGGCAGGAUUCUCUCCCUGGAGAGUUGAAAGGGAAACUGGACUCACUCUCGGGAGCCAAAGUCCUAGAAAUCAAUGGUGAAGAUCCAUUCGCAGCCGUGAACAAGAACGCGGAUGUUACUGGAGGAUACCAGGCCUUUGCGACUCGUCAGAACUCGUUCUUCUCGAGCUACCGCCGCGGUGCUGGAGGAUGGGAAUACAACUUGGGCAACUUUGCGACUCACGUCCAUCCUCUUGUGGACUCCGUUGAACUUACGGUCGUACUUACUAACCAACCCGACACUAACAACAUCACUUUCUCCAUCCCUUACCGUUCUCGAUUCGGUUCGGCCUCCAAGAACUUUACCGACUCUGCCUCUCUACGCGCCAACAACUGCGUGGCCACCAAGUCUACCAACGGUAUCGACCUGUAUGGGCCUACAUCCCCAGACCCCGAAUCCGCUCUCCUCUCCACGUUCGAAGAAUCGUCGCUAGCCACAUUCCAGCAGCAACCAGCUCUGGCACCAUCGGAUCGUCUCGAAAGGCACCCUCUGAACGUCAUCCUUGAUGGGCUACCACUGACGGAUAUCGAGCUUCCGGAGGUGCUGCAGCCUGGAUUGACACCCUUGAAUGAGAGCUAUAGUGUUGCCGAAUUCUUCAUGCUGGAAGACGAAGAUGUGAAGACGGGUGUGUUGGCGCUCGGAAGUUUCUCAGCCAAGAACUUUACGAGGUUUGGAGAGAGUUUGUUGGAAGGGAUGCUAGCGCUUAAGGCGAAGGGAGCUGAGAGGUUAAUCGUCGAUGUGACCAAUAACGAGGGUGGAUAUAUUUGCAUUGCUCACUGGCUACACCGCUUGAUCAUAGGUCCCAAACGAAGCACCGUGCCCCAGGCAGGAUUGGACACAACCCUCCGCGUCGGCCCCCUCGCCCAACUCAUAGCCGACAAGAUCGACAACGGAAGCGACCCUGCCGGUCUCCUCUACUACAACUCUGCCCAAUGGAACAACGAGACGCACCAGCCCUUCCCCACUGACGCAGACACCAGUUGGCUGAACCCGCAUAAAUUGGAGAUUAAUGGGAGGGAGGACGCGUUCAGUCAGAGGCUUGGACAAGAGUGCCAACCCUUCAGAUGGGAAGCACCUCCCGAGGGAUUGUUCGAACCAGAGAAUAUAGUCAUCAUCUCCAACGGCCGGUGCGCGAGCUCCUGCUCCCUCUUCAGUAUCACGAUGUCUAAAGAAGAAGGCGUGCGUACGGUUGUCGUCGGUGGUAAAGCCGAUGUCCAGCAACACUAUUGCGGGAUCGUCGGUGGCCAGUCAACCGAUUUCUCCACCAUUGACACGGAAAUAAAGGUCCGUCAUUCGAUUCCCUGUCUGCAAAAUCUUCUCUCGGGGUUCUGUCUACAUGGCUCAAUCUCUUCUGCAUGCCACUUCCGGGACCCAUUGUCGGGCCCAUGUUUCGUCCUCACCCUCGCCACAUCGUCAUCCGUCGAAGAGCUAAUUGAAUCCCAUUUGCAGUCGACGAAACUAAAAGAUCAUCCACUGGCACCUCCCGAUUUCUUGACGAAUAGCAUCCAAGGUAUUACAUGGAGGCUCGGCUAUGGAAUCGAUGAUCCCACCGAACCUGAAGAGUGGCAAGAUCAUUCCGCGACGAUUAACUUCCCUGUUACAAAGGAUACCGUGAACCGCCCCCAUGCAAUUUGGAAGGCGAUUGCCCGAACCGUGCUCAAUGACAACCAUGCGAAGGCUCUAGUCCCCAGUCCUGCUCCCCAAUUCAUAGCACAGCAACCACUCGAUUACAACAUCUAA